Molecule: messenger RNA, 2553 nt
Organism: Periconia digitata
Lineage: Eukaryota; Fungi; Ascomycota; Dothideomycetes; Pleosporales; Periconiaceae
Source: the annotation of a GenBank genome assembly
AUGUCGGACCUCGAUGACGCCCAAAACUUUCUCACAAAGUACACCUUGUACAAACGAGCCACCGAGUAUAUCGGGGGAUGGAUCGCAGAGACUGCUGCAUCCAUUGGCUUUGAAGUCCAGAAGAACGAUCAGAGCCAGCCCCAAGUCAAGGCCAAGCCGAAAAAGCGAGGGGGGAAGAAGAACACAGAGAAGGCCAAAGCCAAAGCCGCUGCCACUGCCGCCAACGACAACGUUUUUCAGGUGCGCGUUGCUGACUUCAUCCCCAUGGCGAAAGCUAUAGCGGGAGCUGGUGAUGCACGUCACGAACACUUUAUACAGGUGUUAGAAGACACGUUUGCAACGCUGAGGCCAUUUCUGAGAGCUUCUGGACUGAAAACUGCCCAAAAAGAUGCUCCGCUUUCGACCCAAGAGGAUCUGACCACACAAAAUCGUUUUGCCGCAUUGACGGUUGAAGAAGCUGCGGCUUUGGCUGACGAGGAAGACGUUUCCGAGUUGACCCUUCCUAAGGUAUCCAAGAUCGAACUACAGCAAGAUGAAGAUAACAGCGACGAGGAGUUCUGGAUCACGCUUUCUCUUCUGCUGCAAGAGCAGCAGGAUCUGAGAAAGAUUGUACGUGAAUCCUGGUCGAAUUACAAGGACGGGAAAGUCGAUCUCACUGUGGCAGCCAUGGUCACCGACACUGCUAUAAGACUUGCCCAGAAAUCUGAAGCUGAGUUCGAACUGCGCGUUACCAGGCCUGAGAAGUGGCCGGUGGAGAAAUUUCCCAUCGCCACCUUUCCGGCUAUCCUGUUUUACAACUCACAUGACACUAUGCGCAAAUGGUCACUAGAGGAGAUCGCAAAGCCAUCUAAUACGCUUGGUACAACCGCAGUCGGGCAGACCGAGGCGCACUUUGACUUCUGGCCCGUGUACACUGGGCUGAAGUUCUACCUCCACAAGCACAUGACCAAAAAAACCGUUCCCCAGGUGGUUCCAAAAGAUCUUCAGGACCCAGAAGUUCAUGAUCGAACGAUCAGAUCGAUUGAGUUUGCGCAGAUAAUGCGGCUCAUUAAGGAAGCGCCCAAGCAGCCCAAGCUAUGGGAUCUCGUCUCUCAGGGUGUUUUGAAGAUGUUUAGCACCCAUACUAUUCCUAUGUGGCUUACUUUUGGUGUGCAACUGCAUUUCGACUCACAAGACAUUCUUGGCGAGCAAAUGGCACGAACACAUUUCGAACUGAAUGUGUAUCUUAAUGCUAUGGUGGCUUCUGUCAAUGAUAUCCGACAGAGGUUUGAGACGGCAGAAGAUCUCACUAUCCCAGACAGUGAAAUCGACGCUCUUCAUGAGCCGAUUGCACAAGCAUUCGGAGACAUAGAUCCGUGGGCCAACCGUGAUGGUUUCUCCGAUCAAUGGGCAGCGCUCAGCAAAAAUCGGAAAGUGGCUGGGCAUCCGACCCUGAAGCUGUUGAAGAGCGAGAAUAUGUACUUUUUCAGACGCCAUCCUCUUCUCAACGGUAUGAUGAAGUACCACUGGUUUUUGCAUUGGCAUGCGCUUGGGCUCUCGUACGAAGCUACUUCUACUCACAUCUUUACGAUGGCCCAUGUCUACGUGGCCACACGGGUGGGGCACCAGGAAGAUCCCGUGUGGCCGGACAUGGAAUUUGCCCUGUACAACCAAGAUCCUAGAUACGUACUUCGAACUUAUGGCCAACUCGGGGCGUAUAGUCCGGAUCGCCUGAAUUACAACCGCAGCGACCUAGGCCUACCCAGAUACGAUCCCACCCAAAAAUCACGGCUUUUCAGAGACGCGAGUGUAUUUGGAGAGACGGUCUACCUCCCUCGCGGUGUAAGUGGCAGCUGGAUCGAUAAAAUCCCCGGUGGCGCUUUCCACGGCCAGAUUGACAAGAUCACUCGCGCGCUUCUCUCGGCCCAAGAUCCCAACGCGACGCGAGGCCGGCUAGCUCGUGCGAUGAAACCUUCAGAAAAUUCCACCUUGGAACCUCUUACCAACCGUAACGGCUUUACAUUCGUAGCCAUCCUUCAGCACUACGCAGUCUGGCUCGAGGCCGAUAUGGCUGACCUCUGCUUUGAUUGGUUUUCGAUGCAGUCAACCUGCACUAAGGUCUGGAGAGCCAUCAACCUACUUCUUAGCCGGAAGAAGGUCUGGCAAGAACGCUUCAACGAUAUUGACUUGAAAAACGAUAGGCGGCAUAAGGUAGCCAACGCCAUCAUCUCAACGGGCAUGCUUACAGGCUGCUAUCCAGACUUUAUUGACGCAGCUCGGUGGGUAAUCCAAACAUCGCUGCGUCUGGAGCCCCCAAAUGUUGGGUGCCUCACGGGCGAGAAAUGCUUGAGGGAUAUGCUCAAGUUCCACCCGCGCACCGCCAGUAUGUUCCGUGAUAAUGGUCCGCUGAGUAUUGACGUUCUGUUCCAGGGGCAGUCAACGAAGCAGGAGAUGAAGGAGGUGGUGGAGGCAGCGGUUGGACGCGCGCGGGAGCAACAGGAUGAAGUCCUCAAGACCUGGCUUAUGGCGCAACAAGAGAGGAUGAUGAUGGACCUUCUUAAGGAUUUGUUGUAG